CCGACCGGACAUCUACCAGAGACAUUUUCCAUCGACGUUGUCGGUCUAUGAAAAGGCUCUGCAAAGUUAAGGAGGCGCCAUUUACUGCGGGUGCUUAUCACAGAGUCUUGAACCUGAGUCAUGACAAGUACAAAAGAAUUAUCAACCGCAGCCUCUUGCGCCUUCGGGAAUUCGGAAUACUCGAACGGACCAGAAGGUUUUUCUUUAAGACGUGGCCCCUAUGCGAGUCCCAUGGAGCUUGUUGUAGUGAGGCUAUUAGCAUAUAUCUGGACGACGUUUAUCCAGCAUUUUACUUACUCGGCGCAGGAAUCGGACUUUCACUGACACUUCUGUCGAUCGAGCUACUAUUCUUUCAAUGUUCUAAGUGGAUGCGGAGAAGACGAAAGGGCUUUCCGAAAUCUCAAUCGGGUCCAAAUGGAUGGAUGCGGUUAAGGGAUGCUAUACUCUGCAUGACCCCUCCAGCAGAAGAGAGCGCGGAAGAGAUCAUCGAUUUGAAAACUCGGGCUCGAACAAUGUGCUGAUUAUAAAAAGCAAACAUCGCUUUUACUUCAGAAAAAUAUUGCACA
Molecule: messenger RNA, 566 nt
Organism: Diprion similis
Lineage: Eukaryota; Metazoa; Arthropoda; Insecta; Hymenoptera; Diprionidae
Exons: 3
Coding region: 48-521 (157 amino acids)
Source: RefSeq, a predicted model, not a curated record